AACGGUUGCAAAAAUUAGGGUCCGAUUAAAAAGAUAAAUUUCAAUCAUUUACGAACUUUUAAAUACAAAAUUAUUAUAAAGGAAAGUGUUAAAUCGUAUAGUAAUUAUUUAAAUUGGAUAAACCUGCCAAAAAAGAUUUGGGUCAAUGGCAGACAAAGAAAAGGCCGAGGGCCAUGUUAGUUUGGGCGGAAAUGACGCACGCUUGAGUGCGCAUGCCCUACGCUUGGGUGGAAAUGAUUCACUAGGCAAUACACAACGCGAGGGCGGAAGUAAACAGGAAAAUAGAUUGGAAAGUUUCUUAAAACGGGGAGAAGACAUUUUAAAUACUUUCUCUCAGUCAAUCAAAGGUUUCGAGGUCCAUGCAAAGCAAAUGGAAGAACUUUUGAAUACGGUCAGCGAAAUUCAGACAGAAUUGAAUUUAAAAAGGAAAGAACCAACAGCAUCCACUUCGGGAACAAAUGAUCAAGUACCACCAAAAAAGAAAACAAGAACAGAAAAUGUUUCAUCAGAAGAUGAGAGCGAUACUGGGGAUGAGCUAGAAAGAGUUUUAAAUGAUAGUAGAGAAGAUAGUUCAAAUGAGGACGAGGAGGAUAUGGUACAAGACAUAGAUUCAUUUUUUGAUGAAGAAUCUACAUGUGGGGAUGAUAUUAAACAUGUUGCACUAGCUGAAGCCAUAAACAAAAGCCUGAGGUGCCAAAAAACUGACCAGGAAAAAUUAAACAACUCCUAGAUAAAUACAAAAGACCUGCCAAUAUAGACAAUUUGCAAAUACCAAGGGUAGACAAUUUUCUUUGGGAGCAGCUGAAAGGGCAUACAAAAUCCCAAGAUGUCCACUAGCAAAAAAUGCUUGGGGUGCUGAACCAAUCAAUGGUGCCCCUGCUUCGAGCAAUGGAUCAUAUAGUUGGGAAUAAAACGCCAGACAACAACACAUUAAAAACAUACAUCAGUGAUGCGGUUAAGAUC
Messenger RNA from Ruditapes philippinarum (Manila clam), 963 nucleotides. RefSeq lists its product as uncharacterized. NCBI's taxonomy places the organism in Eukaryota, Metazoa, Mollusca, Bivalvia, Venerida, Veneridae. The coding region runs from base 146 to 730 and encodes 194 amino acids. The transcript has 2 exons. The record is from RefSeq and is a predicted model, not a curated record.